AUGGGACUUAUUGAUAUGGAAUUGAUGUUUGAUUUACUGGAUACGGACAUGAGGGGUUAUCUGACCUCAAAUCAGCUCCAAGAUUUUCACGAAUCGCUGUACUUCUCUCCGAUCGAUCCUCGACAAAUCGAAGCUGCCAUAAGAACAGUUUGUGGCAGUUCUUCUCGCGGACUUUGUCCACGAGAAAAAUUUAUGGAUGUGUUAGACGACCUUGACCGGAGGAAAAGCCUCGAAGAAAAAAUUUCUUGGGAUUUUAAAUCACUUGAUGUCGAAGGAAAAGGAAGAAUUUCUCUAAAAACAGCGCUGUUGCUUUUCAAAGCUGUCCACAAUGAAUUGUUUUCAAUGAAGACCUGGCGAUCAUUUGUUUCUCAGCGGGAAUAUCCCGAUGCAGAUGUAUGUUUUGAUGAAAUCAAGAUGUUCCUGUGUAACUUGGUUGAUGGUGGUCCUUGUGAGAAAGAAGAGUUUAACGAAGAGGAGAGAGAUGUUGGUUUGCGGUGUGUUGAAAAUGAGUACAAGAAUCUGAAGGAACUGGAAAAGUUUCAGGUAAGUUCUGAAGGCAUUAAAAGCUGUCUGGCAACAAUUAUUAAAACUUGAUUUCAGUAUGAUGGCCUGAUUCGUCGUGAGCAUCCCAAUUUUAGCAUUUGGAAUGAUUCAGGGGAUCAUAUAGAAAAGUGUGGUUAGCCUGAUUUUCUGAGUUCUUCGAGAUGAUUUGGAAUGGUUUCGUGUUACAGUUAUCAUCCAGACCCCCCUGAGCAUUAUUUGGGAUAAUUAGGCUGAUUUCGAGAGCAGGCUUAGCUUCAUUCUUAACGCUUAAAUAUCAGUAUGCACAUUCUCAACACUGACCUCUUAUCAUUGUCUGUGGUACUGAAUCUAAAGGUUGCUUUUAAUGGUCUUUGUGGCUCAGUUAGCUUGUCUAUAUCUCGCACUAAAAAAAUUUUCUUUGUGAUUACUUGGCAAGUGAGCUUACCCUUUAGCUGGGAUCUAAUUAUUUUGUAGUUAGGAUCUCAGCCUAAGAGGAUUUAAGUUCUCCUAUAAACAUUGUUUGGGCUGGCCUGGUAGUGUGUUACUGUUACUAUUACUGCGUUAGAGUUCAAAGGCUUUUAAAUUACUCUAAGUGGGACUUCUUCAACGUUUACCUAUCAGCAACACGAUGAAAUGAUAAAUCAGUGUUACUGACGCAGUGGUCAAAUGUCUGUGCAUUUGCAAAUGUUACAGCGAAUAGUUGGCAUGCUUCCAGGUUUUUAGAACCAAGCUUUCUUACACAAAUUACAAAUAACCAUGCAAGCCAGUAAGUCAUGGUAUUUGAAAAGAGUAUAACUUUUUUUAGAGCUCAAAACAGAGUUGUAAAAUACCAGGAUACCCAAACUUGACUUAGUUUUCCUUUUCCUUGAGUUUGUUUUUCUUCAUCAGAUUGAUACAAAGGUUUCAAUUUUCUCUGAAUUUACUUAUUUUGCAAGACAGCAACUGUUUCUUAGGUUUCCCUUUCAAAUUCACAAUGGGAAUUAAGGCAAGCCUGCCAAAAUUGAUCCUUUUGGGCAUGAUAAAUGUUUGACAGCUGUAUUGGGUGUAGUACAUGUAUUUUUGACCAUGAGUUGAUAUGAGGAAUCAGACCUCAGACAGUAGGGGAUAAGGUAACAGAUCCAAUCCUACCAAUGCAUCAGCCAAAGUGUUGACCGACAUGUUGGACAACGCACUACUGAUGCCAAGCACUGAGAAGCACUGUGGCUUGAUCCUCCUUCAAUAGUUUUAACUGGAUGUAAAAAAAGUCAGAGAUGCACUGCUGACACAUCACCAACACACGAUUGAGGCUUGUCAUUUAUUGAAAGGGAGACUAGUUGGCAACAGUUGGCUGACAGUGAACAGACUAUGGUCUGAUGCGUUGACCAGUGUAUCAGCUGACAUAUUUUUUGGGUCGGAUUUGUUACCGUAGCCAAUCAUAUGAUUCUGUACUCCAGUGCUCCACCAUGGAGCCACUGACACUGACUCUACAGUAAGGUAGGCUAUUACUAGGUGUGUAUGUGAUAUAUGUCGUGCUAAAUUUGUUUUAAGGAGGAUGAGGCAUCCCUAGCUGCUGAAGAGAGGGAGAGAAUGCACCAGGCCAACAAACUGAAACAAGGAGCUGAACGACGAACCAAGCGACUGGAUCAUGAGGGUGUUGUGGCCCUGCUGCAUGAGGAUGAAGAGUGGGAUGAGAAAGCUGCGAAGAAAGCAAGACAGAAAGUCACAGCUACAGAUUUGAUACAAGCUCUACGAACAAAGUAAGAUUCUUGAGACCUAACAAGAAGUUAAACUAUUCUUUAAGGCUGUCAAUAAGGCAAGAAAAGUUGAAAGUGGAAAGCAAAUACAUGUAAGAUAUAGAAUAAGAGAGAUGGUGAGUUUUGAGCCAGGGAAAGAAAUAGAGAAAGUUUUUUUUUUGUCUUGUGAGACAAAGAAAAACUUUUGAGUCUCCAUGAGGAAUUGAACCUCAGACCUUUGGAUUCCACUCUCCGAUGCUCUACCGCUAAGCCAAAGAGACUCUGUGAUGAGCAAGGCCUACCAUGAAGUUCAUAUGCGAUAAGCAUCCUGCAUACUGCUAGGAUCAGUGAUGUCAAUAGUGUUGCUCACCAUUGAGUCUCUGUAGCUCAGUGGUAGAGCGUCAAAGCAUGGAAUCCGAGUGUCUGAGGUUCAAUCCCUCAUACAGACUCGGAAUAUUUUCUUUUUCCUAUGCUCAUAACAAGACAAAAACAUCUUUCUGUACUUGUAAGAAAUAAUAGGCGACCAGAUUGUUAAGGAGGCCAUGUUGUUUGGUCAGAUUACAAGCAAGACUUAACCUUUUCAGUUAAAAUGUCCAAGGCAUUCCUCGAAAGUUGCUCAAAUUGUAAAGUCAAUUUUGAAUGUAAGUUGAUUUACACAUCUAUACCUAUUACAGGUAAAUUACAAAAUGGCUGGGGGUUUAUGUAGCUUGUAUUUGUUAUACCUGUGUUUCUUGCAUGAUUUUUUUGAACAAUAAUCUAUUUAUCCAUUAUGUUGUGUUCCAUUCUCUUCUAAUAAAAUAACCAUUGACCCCUGAUUUUUUCCUCCCUUGAUGAUGUAGAGGAUCUACAAAAUCUCCAAAACUAUAUUUAAUUUUCAAAGUAGCCUAAGGCUUCACUGAAAACCUCUAAAUCAUUGACAUGUGCCUUUUGUGUAUGGAAAUCACCUUAUUACCAAGAGUAACAACAUGUACCUUCUGUUACCCAGUCUCUUCCUGAAAAUAAAAAAAGGCAAGCAGUCCAUACGACAACAAAAACUUUCAUAGGAACCCUGAUAGCAAGUAAUCCCAGAAUUCUAUAGCAGGAGCUGUAUAUAGUGUAUCUGUAGUAACAAUACGCGCUUCUGAUUGGCGGAAUACGAGUGCAUUGUCAUGUAACACGAGUGCAAAGUUGGAACACGAGUGCAAAAUUGUAACACGGGUGCAGAUUGAAAAUUUUUCAAAGACUACAAAUUUCACUUGCCCUACGGGCUCGUGAAAUUUCGUUGUCUUUGAAAAUUAACUCGUGUUUAUUAACACAAAAUUGUAAGAGAAAUUAUGUUAAUUACCAAUACAAACAUAUUUGAGAUCCUAAACGUUUCAUGAUGUCGAUUGUUAUUCUGCAGGUAUGAGAUCUUGCGUGACAAACUCCUUUUGGAGAUGCUGAGACAUCACAUUGGUGAAGGAAUGUGGACAGUGUUAUCUGAAGAUGAGCAGCACGAACGCCUCAUGCAGUUGAAAAUGCGUGUUCAGCGUCUACGUAAAGACAGCAAAUUAGACGGCGCCAAUUCCCUGCCUGGUGCUGGUCUCACAUUCUUCUUCAAUUUGUCGGCAUUGAUGGGUUUCAGUAGAAUAGGAGAUGAAAUUCAGCAGCAAAAAGAAGCUGAGAAAAUCAAAGAACUGGAGAAGGAAGGUGAAGAUUUUCGAUAAGCUUGUUUACCUCCGUGCUGCAGUAGAUGUUUUAUAUACAAUCAAAUUUUGUACGUGCAAUUUUUAGGCCGUGAAAUUCCCAGAAGUCAUUUCAGUCGGUAGCGAAACGACUUGUGAUUUGUAGCAAAACGACCAUAAAUUUGCAGCGAAAUGAUUUCGAUUUGUAGUGAAACAACUGGUCACCCAGAAGUCACGUAUUUCUUUUAGCACUGUAGAUACAUUUUUCAAGCAAUCUGGUGAUUAAAAUAGGUAAACCGGCCUUUCAGCCAAGUGUUACCUAAAUACAUAACCAAAUUCUCGGAACUAAUUUGCAGAGAAAAAUAUAGUGUCUCGAAGGGAGAAUUUAUAAUUUCAUCGUGUUGCUGAUAGGUAAACGCUGAAGAAGUCCCACUUAGAGUAUUUUAAAAGCCUUUGAACUCUAACAUCAGUGUGUGUUUUCUCCACACUGUUCUUUAUAAGUUUCUUUAGGUAAUGACAAGGAGAAUAUGUGUAACAAUCAAGAAAGUAUUGAGCUGGCGACUGAUAUUGAUCCGUCGCGGAUCAAUAUCAGUAUAUUGAUCCGUCGCACCAAGGGGUUGAAGUAUUUAAAAAUUGUUUUAAUGUUGCAACUGUCACAGGGAAAAGCAACAAGGAGAUAGAGGAAGAAAUGCUCAGGUCUCGUGAAAAAGCUCUACAAGGACACGCCAAGAGUGAGCAACUUCUGAUAGAUCUGGAGAAGCGUUAUCGCCAGGAUAAAGACGCGAUAACUGCCAAAUUGAAAGGCGCUGGUACAAACACCAUGACAGCGGAGCAGAAGCUGACUGAGUAUGGACUCAUUCUAAGAGAGCAGUUACGCGCCCGAGAAGAAGGGAAGUUUGAGAGUGCUGGUUUAGCUGUGGGAAUUGCUGAACGCGUGAAAGAGCAGGUGCAAAGGUACAUGAUUUUCAUUUUGUAUUUUGUAUUGUCGUGUAUGUGUACUUUGCGAGGGACAGAGAAUUGGACAGACAGAAAAACGAACGAUUGGGGAGGUUAACUGACAGAAAAUGAAAGGAAUGGAGGAGAGAAGGGAUUUGUGAAGAGAUAGAAGGAUGGAUUAAUGAUGAGAACUCAUAGUUUAAAACAAGCAAACUGCUGAAAGCGCGGGAAAACGUGGAUAAUCAAGACGCGAUUGGUAUUUUCGCAUCUGAUUGGUUGAGACGGGGCGUAAGUUUUCCAGACCAAUCACAACGAAGGAAAGCAAAACCAUUGAAAUCUUCCAUUACUUUUGACUCUCGAUUGAAAAUUUCUCUUUUUUUUUUUUUACUUUUACCUAAUAAACCAGACCAAAAGAUGACCGCAAACGACAGGAACAGCUUGGCAAAGAGCGCCUUACACAGCGGAAGGGCAGGAAGCUGCCAAGAAACUGGAAGGGAGGGGAACUGGACUUCAGUACACCAGGAGAGGCGGGUCUGGUUGAUGUGUUGGAGGACACUGUCAGAGCAUUGGAAAGGAAACACGCUAUGGAAAGAGAGCUGCUUAUUUACUUGUUACAAGGCCGGGAAAGUGUACAGGCCCGCAGUGCAGCUAAGAAACUAUCUCCAGGUUAGUGGUGGAGGACAAAGUUAAGGGAGACAGAUUUGUAAAUGCGUUCAGUUUAUGUUGGGAGAAUAUGGAUUUAAAAGGUUAGAUAAUAAAGCGGAUUUACAAUAUUAAAUACCGCGAUAUUUAUUAGACUCUAAGCUUUACCGCUGAUUGAGUUUCGACAAUGCUAAGGCAGUACAUGUAGUUCACUGAAAAAAUAGUCUAACAGAAGUGAAGAGAAUUUCCUAAAUUUCUCGCGGCCGUCCUGCCUUAUAGUAAAGGCAUUCAUUUGCAGAGCGUUUACACCCUUUUCAAUAUUUUUCGAGGCGGUGGAUCCAGAGAGAGGGUCUGGGAGGUCCGAACCACCCCAAUGCAAGUAAUGGGGGGGGGAAUGUGGGGGCAGGGUGGGUGUGGGUUAGUCGAGGAGUAGUUUUGUAAAAAUAAUAACUUGUUGUAUGGUGAUAUUCAGACGAGCGAUCCAACCAGCUGCUGGUUUUGAGAACUCAACAACAAGGCUGGCGGAAGCAAAGCUCCACAGAACGCUUGGUUAGCAAAGAACGCCAUUAUGCGAUCCUGCAAGAAGCUGCAGGGCUGGUGAUAGAAGACAGACGAGCUGACCUCAGGGUAUGUCGUGGUACCUCCCCUGACGAUCAGGAGGUAGCGGCAGACAUCAUGGCUGAUCUUCAGCAUUACCAGGAAGUGGAGAGUCAGAUGUUGUUGACACUGCAUAGCAAGGUGAGGAGCAAUUCAUGUAUGUUGUCACUAUCUAUCCCUUUGCGCCCUCAGUCACAAGAGCUUGCUCGCGGGCUAAAAGGACCGCGGUAAAAGGUCAUACAGGCGGUGGAGGCCUGUCGGUAAAUAGCUUUUAUUCAAACCCCUGUUCUAAGUAAGCUCUAGGGUAGCAUUUGCCUCAAAAGACAUAGAGCAGGGAUAGAAAGUUUUAAUGUCUCUCGUGAAUUAGUGGUAGUCCUAAUCAGCUUUGUUAAUUUCCGCAGGACAUGCAAGAAUUGAUUCGUCUUCGACAACUGGAGCACCAAUCAUGGCAAGAGGAGUUGCUCAAUGGGAUAUCAUCUGUUCUUCUUGGCACAGAAGAAAAUGUCUCUCAAGAGGAUGAACUUCUCCAGGCUUUGGAAGAAAAAUACGACACACUUAGAGACAAGCUGCUUCUUGAAGCCUUAGAGAAACAAAUGGGCGCAGCCGAAUGGGCGCAUCUCUCUGAACGAGAAAGACAGGCUCGGCUUGCUAAGCUAAAGCUACAGGAGAGACGUCUGAGACAACAAGGGAGGUUUGAUGAUGCAGCGGCUCUGUUAGGUGAAGGACUUAAGAAUGCUGAGACUCUGCAGGUAUCGUAACUGACCCUUUAACUUCCAAGAUCUGUUGUUAAUUCUCCCCUCUAGCUGCUACAGAUUUUCUUGAAAAUUAGUUAUGAGAAUUGAUCAACAAAACAACUUCGCGGAUAACCAAGUCGUGAGUAGUUUUAGUGUUGCAUCUGAUUGGUUGAGAGGGUAGGUCGAGUUUUUUUAUUAGACCAAUCACACUGCACAAUGAUGCAAAACCGAUGCAAUCUGCAAUAACUUUCAACACUCCGUUGAAAAUUGCUCUCUUGGUGGUUUCCUCUGCGUUAAUUUAAAGGCCUUUUUUUUCUUCAAAAUUUUUUUAAAGGCUCUUUUGGGAGAAAACCGACAGCGUUAUUUAGAACGACUUAAGGAACGCCUAGAGAGGCGCCAGAAACGACUUGAAGAAGGGUUGGAUCCUGACGAAGAAGAUGAGGAAACCAUGCGACUUUUAAAUGAAGAAGAAGCCGUCAGUACUGGCAACAUCUUAAAAGACCUGCAAAACCGUUUUGAUGAGGAGAAGGAUGCACUAUUACGAGGACUACAGGUACAGCGCUUUUAUGUACCAUAAUCCUUGAUUUGUCGCAUAAAUUACGCGCAGAACGCUUGCAAGGGUCGGGAAUGAGCAAGCGAGCGAGAAAGCCCCUUUGAGCGCGCACUGACAUCUCGCACGUGCCUACCAAAGCGUCAUACGCUGCUCCAAGUUUACACCCGUGGACGCGUCCUAUGUUUGAAGUAUCAAGGUUUAAGUUACAGUGGUUCUCUGAUUCAAGUCUACUCCUGGAGACCCGGCCUAAAUUUGAGAUCUCCAGGUUAAAACUACAGUGAUUCACUGACACAUGUCUACAUCCGGGGACCCGGCUAAAAUUUAAGAUCUCAAAGGGUAAAACUGUAGCGAUGCACUGACACAAAUUCACACCCGGGGAACAAAGUUUAGGAUUACGGAUGUAAAGGAUACCUAAGGUUUGAUUGAAUGGUAUUCUACUCUUUCUCUUUGUGUUAUCAGGAGGAACAAGACCGGAAAGCUGCAGAAAAACGUCGUCAGGCUGAACUUGUGAGGCUCAAACGCGAGAAAAGACAAGCUGAACAAGAAUCACGGUUUGAUGAAGCUGCGCUGGUACUGGGGCUGGCGGAAAGAAACAGACAGAACCUUGAAGAAAAGUGAGGCAGAAACGUGACCAGUUCUUAGCUUCUUGAGAACUGAUGGAUCCAUUUUCAAAAACUUAAAGUUUUAUUGUAGUUCGUUAAAUCUCUUUAACUCAUUUUUUUUUUCUGGUCAUCAGGUUACGCCGUGAUCGGGAGCGUCAAGAACAGCUAGCAAGGGAACGACUGGCGAGAAGAAAGAGACGAGGAAAACCUGAGGAGCAGGAAGAUGACGAUGAACCAGAUCCCGAUAAAGGUUAUGUAGACGACAAGUAAUCCCUCCUUUUCGGCCUUGUCCGUCGCGCGCCUCAAUAAAAAUCAGUACAUGAAAAAAAUUAAUGAAAGAGGGACGUGCGCAUGUCUUGGAGUGAACCUACUUUUGGUGUGCCUCACUCGCUCGCCCCGAGUUCCUCCUCGGCUGCGCUGCGCUGCGAUUCUUAAGCACUUUAUGUUUAUUUACGUCAUUGUAAAGCGCUAUUGGACAGCGAUAGAAAGAGCUCUAAUUACAUAUAAUAUUAUAAUUAUUACUCCCAUAGUUCAGUGCACCAACAUCAACACCAAUUUUUUCACUAAUUUUGGUUUUAACUCGUGCGACGGACUUCGCCGAAAAGCAAGGGACGCUUCGUAGUCUAAAGUUCAUUAUACUGUUUGUUUUGUCUGUGAGUCGCAGCUGUACUCUAUUUUAUUUCCACUUAAAUUCACUUAACGAAUUCAGCGCGACUGUGUAGCUUUUUUUAUCCACCUCAUUCAUGCAAAAAGUUGAAGAAGUAGCGUCGCUUUAAGUUAAGUCAAGUGUUUCGACCAUUUUAGAAGAAGACUGUCUGUCGCUACGAUUUUUGCUGUAGUUUAAAAGUAGAACACCUCACUCCACCCCACCGUAACAUUAACCUGCGCGCAGGCCCUCGUAAUUGAAUUUCGGGACGAGCGUUUCUCGCCCGCGGGAAAGUAUGAAGCCUUAAGAAACGCGAGCCGUCGAGAGGUCAGCCCAGAUAUUAGUGCCACGCUUCCUGCAGCGCUAAUGAUAACGAAGGCCUACUCUCAUGCUACUGCAAAACUAGGGUUCAAAUCAUUUUUGUGUGUGUGUUUCGUUACCCACGUUGCCUACAACAAAACAAAGAUCGUUCUUCACGAUCGGCAACUUCUCCUUGAUCCAUAGAUGAUUUACAAGGCUGGCAGGACGCUGUGUUGAAGUCACUGGAGAGAAAAAACCGCGCAGAACAGGAAUUCUUGAUGGGAUUGCUUCAAGAUGAGAGCAGCGAAAGCAUGCGGGAAGAAGCCAGAACUGUUAGUGAAGACGACAGACUUAAAAGACUCAGUGAGCUUAAAGGAAAGAGAGAGGAACUUGACUUGGGUGUUAAAGGUUAGUUUAAGAUGCUAUUCAAACUUAAGUUCAAGGGUUAAAGUGGAUUUUGUUAAAAUUUUGUUUUUGUUUUUCCUUAGCUGACCAACUUCUCCAUGUCGACAUCCUGGACAUGGCCGCUGCUUACAAAUUUGAAGUUCAGCGAUACAGACUGGGUAGUGAAAAGGAAGGUGAAGUGAACGAUGAAGAAGUUACAGUCGCUAUGAUGGCUGACUUACAAGAAGAACAAGACAAGGAGAGUGCAGGAGUCCUAGGAAAUCUUCAGGAAAAGGUUGGAGGGACAAGAUAAAAAACCGUCAAUUGUUACUUUACAUCCUACUGUUUACUUCCCAACACUGAAAAAGCCUUGAAAAAGGCCAAGUCUCUGAUUGAAAACCGCCAAGAUACAAGAGCGCAAAUUCCCUUCCCCACCUCCCUCCUCAUGGUAUAUGCUGGAGAUUUCAUCAAAGCUGGGGGGGGGGGGGGGGGGGAGGGUGAGGGGAUUUCUGACAGCAGCGAAUAAAUAGGACUUAUAGAAUAUAGGGGCUUUUUCAGGAUGAUUAAGAUUAAUUAAUUCUUACUCUUUGAUAACAGAAAUACAGUCUUUCUUACGUCCUCUCUGUCUCCAGUCCUUCAUCCAAAACCUAUUCCUCAGACACUGAAGUGUUGUUUUUGGGGAGGAGAAAGCGUAGAAACAAGAGAAAAGCCAAUCAAAAAUGAUGGGGUGAGGCCAGGAUAGAAGAACCCAGGUUUCUGGGAAAUGAGCCAUUCUCGGCCCUGCGCCUCCCCUCCCUUCCUCCUCCCUCCCCCCCCCCCCUCCCCCCCCCCUCCCCCCCCCCCCCCCAACAAAAAAGAAAAAAUAUCGAAUCAUUUUCACCGGAAACAUAUUUAACGAAUGAUUUUUUUUUUUAUCAGACUCAAGAAGAGCUAUCCGCCAUGAAGGAAAAAUAUGAACAAGAGCGGAAAGAUGAAGUUGUGGAGAAUGUGGCCACAGUUUUGUUAGAGUAUGAUGGGACUGGAUCAGACAAUGAUUUGAUCUCAGCUCUGGAUCAGAAAUAUGACGCGCUUAAAGACAAACUCUUACUGGAAGCUAUCAAGAAGCAGUUAGGUAGGGGUGUUGUGGUUUAAAUCUUCAUCCUUUUUAGUCCUUAAAUGUUUUUUUUUAAGUGACCGAGAGAAUUAGGGAGGAAAAAAUUUUAGAACGCUUCUGCGAGGUUGAUAACUCUGUUAUUAACCUUGAACCCUGGAGUUACAGUCGAUCGUGUGCCUUCUUUGUUAAGUUAGCUGAUUUAGACAUACUAUUGAAGAAUAUGCCUGUGGUGCGUGUGUACUGUGCCAGUUGAAAUAAUGUGAUACCAGAAACCCUUUCUCUAUUAUUGUGAAAAUGUAAGGGACAGAUCCCCAACAAACGAGCCUCCAUUCUAAUAGACCGUUAUAACCCUUCUCCUACGACAGAUGUCGCCUCUCUCUCCGACUGGGCAGAGAGGUGCGAUAUACCGAAUUACGUCUGGGAUCGCAGACUCGUCUCCCAGAUGCGAAAAGACUACCCUGCGAUGUCUUCAUUUUAUUGUAAUACUUUUGCGACAAUAAAGCCUCAACCUAUGAGAGUAAUAUCAACGGUCAGUCAGAAUGAAGACAAAAAUGUCAAUGAACCGAUGAUAACUCAAAAAAGUUUUAGCAGACGACAGGUCCUUGAGCGCGGGAAAACGUGACCAAUCAGGUUUCGAUUGGCCUCAACUUUACGUCUGAUUGGUUGUCGGAGAAGGUGACGCGAGUUUCUUUCGGCCAAUCCUAGUCCGAAUUUUCGGAACUGAAUGUAAAAAAGUCUCAUUACUUUUUCGUAUCGUUUCAUGUAGGAGACGCCGAAUGGGCGCAGCUGUCAGAGCAGGAGCGGCAGAAGAGACUUGUGAAGCUCAAAUUAGAGGAACGACGACUGCGGAAGGAAGGACAACUGGAUGAACUGCACCGUCUGCUGGGAGAAGGAUUUGAAAUGGACGCCAAUCUUAGAAAAUUGAUGGGUGAAAACAAAGCAAGGUGUGUUUAAUGUUACUGUCAGUGACUGCAAGCCGUGAAACUAUGAGUAUCGAACUUCAACUUUCUGGAGGGUAGGGAGAGUAGGGGGCUGAAUGAUCAUUUUUUGAAUCACCAGACACGAUAUGAAAAAUUACCCUCAACGUUAAAAGGAAACAAGAAACAAUUAGUUUGGUGAUGAUAUUUGCUGGCUACAUCGCAAAUGAACAGAUAGUGGUAAUCAUGAUGAAAAUUGGCCAAACAAGAUCUUCAGGAUCCCUCAGUGAUCGAGAUUAGCGGUCAUCCGGUCGUCGGAGACGACCAGAAAGUUUAUCGCUGAACUAACUACUGGUAAAAUUAAGAGGCUUUUUUCAUUCCCCUUCCAACUUUUUGAAAUUCUAAUUGUGACAGGUACGAAGAAAAACUGAAGGAGAGACUAGCAAAACGUAGGGAGCGAUUAGCUCAGGGAUUGACGCCUGAUGACGAUGAUGAGGCAGAGUUAGAGGAUGGUGAGGCGGAAGGAGAAGGAGUAACAGAUUUGAAAGCUAUAUUGGAAGAUAUGGACAAAAGGUACUUGGUAGAACUUUAUUCAUAGCUUGAUUUACCAGGCUGAAAGUUUUUUUAGAGGUUCCUCCGUUCAUCCGCCCGCGGGAAGAUUUGACACGAGUCGGGAAGAGGUUUGCUGGGGGUUUGGCACUAAUAAUGAUUAGUGCCAGACCCCUGGCAGACCUCUCGUCGGCUCGCUUUUCUCAAGGAUUCAGACUUUCUCGCGGGCGAAGAAACGCUCGUGUUGCAGCGCAAAUAAUGACAGCCUGUCCCUAGGAUAGAGGUAAUGGAAACAAAAAAUUAUACUCAAAUUGUCUGGUUUACCUCAUGUUUCUUUAGAAAAUAUAUCUAUAUCGCGAAGAAAGAUGCUGGCUUGAUGUAGCUCGUGGAAUUUAACACUCGCAUACGGCUUUUGGAAACUUCGAAGUUUCUUGUUGUUUCAUUGCGUAGUUAAAAUAUUUUUAUAGCAGGCACAUUUUUCAAAUGUCAACAGUUCACUUUUUGAUGUUAAACGAUGUUUGUGGAGUGAAAUGCGACCAUUUAUCCCGGUUGUAUUGCUUAUGGAUUAUUUUACUUUACGGAAUUUGCAAUGACUUUCAGAAGAGAAUACCCCACAUGUGUCGUUUCUUAUCCUUUCUUUAGGGAACAGUGAUGUAGAAUUUCUUGUUGUUCGAAGCCGAGUGAUGCCCUAAGAAUUAACCCCAAGUGCUUGUUCCUGUGUCAUGCUUUGAAUGUCGAGAGCUCGGUUUUAGAAUGGCUUUUCCUACUCGGAAUGUUCAGAUAUUGUCUUCCUGAAGUGAUUUAUGGAAUUGGUAGCCUGUUUUAGUUGUGCAAUUAGUGAAACGCAGCGGAAUACUAAAAGGUGCAAUAGCACCGGCGGAACGAAGACGGAAAAGAGGUCGGGUUGUGAAAAUCAUAACGCGACCCAAACCUCUCUCCGCUAUCAUGGCGCCGUUCGCUUUUUUUUGCUUCGUUUUACAAACUAAACGCUUGGAAAAAGCUCUGGAAUUUAAUAUAGGGAGGUGAGAGAACUUGUCCAACUAAGAAUGAUCAAGUCCUGUCUUCUCCAAAGUUUAUCCAUUGAAUUUGAUAUAGAGAGGGAAAGAGAAUUUACCAUCUCGUUACUGCUUUCUUCAGAUACGAGGAAGAGAAGGAAGCGCUGAUGCGUAGUUUACAAGGAAAAGACGAACACUUCAUGAGCGAAAGACAGAGACAGGCUGAACUGGCUCGUCUGAAACGAGAGAAACUGAAAGCGAAACAAGAAGACAAGUUUAUCACGGCUGCGUUGGUACUGGGACUGGCUGAGAAACAGAAAGCUGCAGUGGAAGAAAGGUUGGGGACCAGUCAUUUUUUAUCGCGGGAGGGGGGGGCGGGGAGGGGUGGUGGAGGAUGUUGAGGGGGAGAUUAUAUGGUUUUCCGGGGUAACAGAGAUAAGUCGUCGCUAACAGAGUGUGAAAAGGGAACUGUAGAAAAUUGACCGCCAGUGAAGGGGAUGUAACCGAUGUUGGAAUCUAAAGGUGAUAAACUUUUCUCUUUUUGUGUUUCUAGGCUUCGUCAAGACCGUUUGCGACAGGAACAAUUGGCACGAGAACGACUGGAACAAUUGCGUAACCGCAAAAGAGCCAAAGAACAAGAGGCCGAGGAGAAACUGGUGACUGACGGGGAAGUCAGCGUCUUACAAGAAGCUGUAAUGAAGGCGCUGGAACGGAAACAUCAGGAUGAACGGCAGGUGAGUAUCAGAUAAGUAAAUCGAACCAGGGAAAUCUUAAAAAGAGACGUAGGAUUUUCUCUAGAUGGACCAUAUUUCAAUUUUUAUACUGCUUUUCCGCGUCUCCCCUUAAAAAAACUAAACAAAAAUUUUAAAAACAAUUAAUCAGAACAAAAGAACAGGGCAGAAGGAGUUGAUGGGAACCAAACCAAACCACGCACGUGUAAAUUGUCUUAAAGGCGGUAAAACUUGAAUGACUUAGUUCGCCAUCUGAUUGGUGGAGAGGGCGGCGUAAGUUUGGUUUGGACCAAUCAAAUAGCGUAUUGAAACGAAACAAAUGCAUCCCUCGUCCCUAACCAAGUGCACCGCCUGGGUUUGACUUUUCAUCGCAAUUUCGUGGGCUCGACGCCUCGUAGGGUCUCCGAUAUUUCAAUCUUGCUUUUGUUGUUUUGGAUUCUUUAUGCACUUGACACAUUCUGGAGAAAGGUAUGGAUUUUCAAGCGCAAUUCUCGCUUGAGGACGCAGGCGAAAUUUAAGGAAAAAAACAAAGGAGAAUUUCUGAUUUGAUCAUGGGUCUUUAUUAGGCUUUACUUGACGUGUUGCAACAAGAAAUGCCGGAAUUAGCUGAGGCCGCCGCGACGAUGACUCAACAACAGCGAGAGAAUUGGCUCCAGCAGAUCAGCAUGAAAAUGAAAGGUCUUGAUCCAGGUAUGGAAAUACUCUUAAGAUCUAAGAUCGCUCUCUCCUUUUUAACCUAAGUUGAACACUUUUACAAAAGCGAGUUUUCAAAGUCAAGUUUUCCUUAUUCAUCUUGUUCCUCUCACAGCCGACAAAGAGGCCCGUCAUAAUUUACUCGUGGAAGCUGCUGUUUUUAAAGUUGUAAACCGACAGAAGUAUCUGGAACUGUCGCAAGAGGAAACUGUGAAGAAAGAUGAUGUUAUUGUGUCGCUGUUGGCAGACUUGCAGCAGGAACAGGACCAAGAAAGCGAAAAACUUGUGAAUGAAAUGCAGGACAAGGUAUGUUACGUCUCUUUGGUGGUCUGUGUAAUUCAGUAAAGAGCUUUUCUAUUGAAUGUCCUAAAACCACAACGUAAUAAUCACAUGGCCAAUCAGAAUUAACGUGAAUAUCACAACCGACAAGAAGCCAACUGAAAGUGGAAUCAGGCGCGGGAAAACGCGGGUGACCAAAUUGCGAUUGCUCAAGGUGCUUAUUUUGAUCAUAAUUAAUCCAAUGUGACUUGUACCCUUGAAAUAAGGAACUGAUUCUAAACAAUGCCAACAAGUUUUAGUCAUAUUUACAUUAGACUCCGUAAUAUAUUUCUGUUGUGAGCCAAGAUGGUGCUUCUUGUCUUCCCAAGUUGUCUCGUUCAAAAUAUUUGGUUGUUUCUUCUUGGACGUAAACGUUGAGCCAGUUUGAUUUGUAUUGUCUUUUCGGUUUAGGAUAAAACAGAGUUAGUGCAACUUCAAGAAAACCUCUUCCAAGCGCGAAAAGACGCCUCCCAACCGAACGUCGUUGCAGUUGUCACGCAAGCUGAAAUCUGGGGCACGGCUAACGAGCGUGACCUGUCACAAGCCCUGAAUUACAAGUAUGACGUGUUGAAAGACAGGCUACUGCGUGACGCUCUUAUGCAACAAGUUGGCUUGACUGAGUGGGAGGCACUUUCUGAGAAUGAUCGUUUAUCCAGACUGGCGCAGAUGAAACUGAAAGUACAGGCUUUACAAAGUGAAGGUAAACCUUUCAUACAUCUUCCUUGAGUUCAAAACGUUUUUACAGGAUGUCUUUAGGCGGUGGUUAAAUGACAAAAAAAACUUAAAAAUAAAUUUGAACAUUCCACGCGAGCGUGAUACAGAAUGAAAAUCUGAGUCUGCCACGAGAUUUUAAACUCCUUUCAGUUCCGACUUUGCAUACAAGUGCUUUAACUAGAGUACAUUUAUAUAGCGUGUUGUAAAACUAAAAGGAACAGCUAAUUAAACAAUGGAAAAUAUCGCAACGACCCAUUGGAAAUUCGUAGUAGAAAUAAACUGCUCAUAACGCAGAUUGACCAAGUCACCACGAGUUUCCGGACCAAUCACUCUGUGAAACAAAGCGAAACUAAAGCAAUCUCGGAUUACUUUCGACAUUCAGUCGAAAAUUGCUCCAACUUAGCCUAAAGAAGGCUUGUUAGAGAGCUAAGAAAUGUUCCGGGCUCCUGUUGAUACUGAGUUAUUUUGUAAUCAGCUUUCGAUGAAAUAACUUUACUUUUAGACUUAGUUGGAAAUAACUCUUUUAAAAUUAUCAAAAGAACUUGAAGUUUCAGUUGCUUGUUGCCUCUUCCUGAGACCAUGUGUUUGUGACCUGAUUCAAUGUAGGAAAUCAAGACGAACUGAAACGGCUUUUAGGUGAAGCAGCAGCCAUUAAUCUCAUGUCACUGAUGGGUGCGAAUGGCACGCAGCAGAAGCAACGGCAGAAUGAACGACAACAAAAGAGGGAGGAAAGAAAAUCUCAAGGAAUGUCAGACGAGGAAAUUCUCAAACUCGAGGCUGAAGAAGAUGUCCAAGCUGAGGAAGAGGCGCUUAAAAAAUCCACUGGGAGUACAGUUCAGGAUCUUGAGGUAAAUAUCUCUGUUUAUCGGAAGUUUUUGGACCAAAUUUGUACCUGACAACAACGCCGUGAGAAAAUACUCGAAGUAAAACAACAUAGAUUAUUUAGUUUUAUGAAAUGAGUCGGUACUGUAAACUGGCCACCGUAAAGAGUUUCUUAAGCUGACGUUUCCAGCGUCAGCCUUUAAUUACAGCGAAUGGCAAGGGACUAACGCUCGAAACGUCAGCUUUAGAAAGUCGUUACUUUGCCAAGUUAAAUUAUCAACUCAGUUGAUAAAACCAGUUUAUCUUGUAUUGCCCCCAGCGAGGCAACACACAAUUUUUUAGAAACUUACCCCUUAAUUCAUUUGUCGUAAUAUAACGUACAUCAUUUAAACCUACUCAAUCUAUGAAUUAUCAGUUGUGGUGGGUAGGCGGACGUUUCUCAGAAGAUUUUAUCUUCUCAGAAUGAUGUUAUCUCUUAUGUUUUGCUUUAGAAUCGUCUCAGUAUUGAAACAGACAGCCUGUUAGCUGACGUUCGCGGGGCCGACACUAAAUUUGAAAGCGAGCAACACCGACAUGCGCAGUUGGCGCGAAUCCGUCAUGAGGAGAGGCAGGCCUUGCAGGAGAGCUCGUUCCAACCUUCCGCUCUGGUGCUUGGACUUGCGCAAGCUCGUCAAGUUAACAUGGAUAGCAGGUAAAGAGUGACCACCAUCUGAUUUCUCCCUAUAGUAUCACUGGCGAAUCAAACGCUUAAGUCAUGAGAAUAACGGAAAUGAUCAAGAACUACAGAAUGUACAGCUGGACUAUUUUUGAAGUGUUUUCAAUUCGCGCCGUUUUAGAGCAAAUUUUUGGCCCACGAGCGUUUGUACCAUUAGAAAAUUGCAUAGUUUUUUUUUAUGGCUGUUAUCUCGAUAAGUGUGACUGUCAAAAAGGCAAACGUUUCACGGUGGGUGUACCGUCCAUAAGGAUCAGUGAUGCUCCUUCCUUGCGUUGUGUAGCAUCUCAAGAUUUCUUUAAAAUAACUGUAGUGCGAGGCUUGAUCAUAACUGAGACAUAUGCCAGUAUUUUGUAUAAAGUCGACCAUUUUGAAACUCCAAAAAUCUCCCAAGGUUUGGUAUUCUUGUUUUACGUGGCACAAAUCGUGAGGUAACCAAGGGAGCGCUCAUCACUUAUCGCCUUGGGGGAAGGGGGGGGAGCUUGUGGUGGAGGAUUGUGGUUAAGAAGAGGGGGGGGCUGGGGGCUGGAGAAAUUGGUUGUGUAACAAUAAAAUUUACCCGAUCCCCCCUAAGGCUCUGCCGUAUUCUAAUGAUCCUCCUCAUUAGCAGUCAAUUGUGUAUAGUCCCCCGUUUAUGUUCUGUUAGCGACGACUGAUCAUUCCUCCGUACCCCCUGAAAACCAUUUGUUCCCCCAAGCUCCACGACCCACCCCCUCCUCCCCUAAACUGGCCAUCGAUAAUGACUAGUCCCAGAGUUUGAUUUUUUUUUCUAUCAUAGCUCCAAACAGGAUCAGGACCGUCAAAAACAAUUAGCCCAAAAGAGAUUAAUCGCGUGGCAACAGAAAGACCAAUCAGAGAUGAAUAAAGUUAAGGAACAGCUGAAGGCAUUGGAGACUGGAAGCGAACCCGAACCAGUCUCCAGUACGAGCAUUGGAGCUCUGCAGGUUUGUGUGGUUACAAAGCUACAAGGGAUUUAAGGUGCUUCAGCUUAGCUAGUAGGAUUUUCAUAAAUCCUUUUCGCGCGCGUAUUCGUCAGUGUCAGUGUAAAUCCGAGAGAAGCCCGACCCUUAUUUACAUGAAAGACAAGAAAUAUUGGGAAAGUCCUAAACACAUUUUUACCAAUCAAUUUUCAAGCUGAAAGAUGUGGAGAAGAAAUGGAGUUCGGUUUAUAAAUCCCGCAUUCUCUAAGUUAUAUGAGCCACAGGUCGGAAUAACAUUCACUGGCGUUGGGAGAACAAGAAGACGAAGAAAACGAACUAAACCUGCUUUUGAAACGUCGAAUUUCCUCCCGCCGAUUUACGUCUGAUUUCAGUCCGCUUCGAUCUGCCACGAUGUCUUAUUGAUCGAGGAGGCGAUCCUGCGUUCGGAAAGUUUCUUAAGUUUUCUAAUUUAGUUGCCGAAAUACUGAAACAGUUUGAGUUAAUUCACGGGUGUAGUGAAUGUUUUCAAAGCCUUUCUUCCGUGAGGGUAAGCCUGAGGGCUUGUUUCACAUUUUGCUUUGUUUGUUUGUUUAUUUUUUUUUUGUUAAGAUAUUAUGGUCAGAAGUCGUGUUUGAUUUCGUUGUACUUUGCGCUUCAUUUCGCAGGAGGCGGUGUUGAAAGAAAUGGAACGCAAGCAUCUGUGUGAGCUCCUAGUUCUAGAACGUUUGAUCAGCGAAGAAAAAGAAAGUGACCUCAGGAAAGCAACUCAACAACUUAAUAAAGAACAACAACAAGAGAGGCUAUUCGAACUGAAGGUUUGUACGAUCAGUUCUAAUUCUUUUUUUCAGUUGUAGAGCUUUCUAAAGACUUGUCGGAGAUCGUAGCAGGAAAGUGGUAAAUUCUUUAGUUGGUUGUAGAGUAAGGAAGGUAUUAACCAUUUGGCAAAAGGAGACGAAGUGAAAUAUACAAGUCUGUUCCGAUUUUGCGGUCAGCGCACUUCCAGAAACUGAGAACUUUGUGGUGAGCAAGGGUCAUUAGUAGGUUCAUAUGUGACAAACGGCUACGUGGAGGUUGUGGGGGGGUGGGGGUGAAAAAUGGUAAAUUGUAAGCUUUUUUUCGUCGAAUAAAGGCUUGCUCACUGUUGUUGUACCAUUUAUUUGAUUAUCGCCUCUAUUUCCAGGAACUGCGAAAACAGUGGCGGGAGUCUGGACCCGAAGAAAUGACAGAGACCGCUGACGAGCAAGAAGCGAUACUGCGAGAAGGUGUAGGCUUGAAGCUUGAACUGAGCCGUGAGGAACUGAGGCAGAAGGCUGCAGGGGAAGGAAAGGAACUGGGGCCGGAUGACGAUGCUGUGUCUCUUCUCGCUGCCCUUCAGCAACAUCAGGAACAAGAAGCUGAAUAUUUGCUGCGAGAUCUUGCUGUGAAGGUAAGGAACAGAGUCUUUGGGGAAAGUAGUUUGUAUUCCUUACUUUUAAUGCAAACGUUGGUCAAGACGGCUCCAACUAUUCAGUCUGUGGAUGAAAGCAAAAUGAAAGCUUUUGAGAAGUUCACGUGGUUAUGGUUUUUUUUAUUGCUGUAGAGGGUGGUUCUAUCUCUUAACCCUUUACACCUUAACAUCGGUAUGCACACUCUCCAUACUACUCUCUAUAACUUUCCAAGGUGCUGAUAAGGAGAAUUUGUUUAACAAUCAAGAGCUUCCUUAGUUGGUGAUCAUUUCCUUACUUCUCCUGACCUUAAUGUUUGACUCAGAGGUGAUACUGUAAGGAGAAAUUAGAUGCUGAUCACUCUUAGGAACCAAAGGGUUAAGUCGGUAGAUGAUUGGAUGAAAUCGUAGGUUAUAGCCAUUCAAAUGAAAGGAACUGAGCAGUGCUUUGAUAUGGUCUUGUUUAUUAUGUCGUGGUUGAAACUUUUACGUUUGUGGAUGAAACCUCAGUGUAUGACCACAAAUGAAACCUACUGUGAAGCGCUUUCAUUUGGUAUUAUGCUGUCCAGGGCGGUUCUCUGUUGAACUUUUUCGAAGAAACCCAAGUUUGUGACAGGCAGUCAAAUGCUCUCAUGUGAAACUAUAUUUUUGUACUGUACAAGGUGCAAUUUAAUGUCGUGUUUCAGUCAAUGAUGUAACGAUUCAAGAAAGUCUCGCGUCUACUAAUUUAUUUCAUCGUUCUUGUUUAGAACCCCAUGGUGCUUCAGCAGCUUCAAAGCGUGCACUCGAUGGCUUGCAAAGAACGUUGGUACGACAAUCUGGCUGCCUGUGUGUUGGGUCUGAAGAGAAAACAAGCUCGCCUCACAACGGAGGAAUCUGCAGAAGAGGAACUGGUAGAGGCACUGGAGCAGAAGUAUGACGCCUUGAAGGACAAACUGCUGACAGAAGUCCUCAUGAAACAGAUGGGAGACGCGGAAUGGGCGGCUCUGUCCGAGAGGGAGAGGCAGGCCAAGCUGCUGAAGCUGAAGCUGCAGGAGAGGAGGCUAAGGCAGGAGGGAAAGUUAGACGAGGCCUCCAGGUAAGUAGAACAGGAAUGAGGCAGUGGUGAGGGCGCUGGAUUCCCAACGCAGGGGCUUUGAUAGGCGUCCCGAUCCUAAAAUCAGAUGAUGAUUGAGUUCAUUGUAGUGCUUGUCUCGAGAGAUUUUCACCAGCUGGUCAUAUUUCAUCCCUCCAGAAACCCAAUAGUUUAGGGAUGUGUGGACAAAGAGAAACUAGGUGGAGGUGAUGCUGCUAAAUUUAUUUAUUGAUUUAUUUUGUUUAAAUAUUUUCAAGAAACCAGACCGAGAGUUUUCAUUCAAGAUUUUAAUGCCUCCUGCACUACCUUUGUUCUACUCACAUUUCUUGGUGAAGUAUUUUCUCACGGGAGACUUGACCUUGAAAGAAAAUUCAGUUUUUAUUUUCCAGUUGGGUACAUUUUGUUUUUCUUUCCCUGUUUUUUUUUUUUCAUUUUCCUCUUUGAAACCUCUAUGUCGAAUGAAUAUGAAUUUCUUGACUGUGUUAACAAUUGCAUGCUUUUUAUUUUUUCUUUUCCAAUACCAGGUUACUUGGCGAAGGAAUGAAACACGACGCAGCUUUGCGCGCCCUGAUGGGCGAAUCUAGGUCGCAACAAAAACAACGUCUGCAGGAAAGACUUGAAAAGCUACGUAAGAUGAGACAACAGGGAGAAGAAGUGAAUCAAGAAGAAAUGGCCGCACUUGAACAAGUAGAAGCAGAAGGAGUUGAUGCAGUGGAUGCUGACGUAUUGAAUCACCUGAUCGAGGAAACAGUAACUGAUGCUGAACAAGUCACAACGAAUACCCUGCUGAAUGAUCUAACGGUACGGUUCCCCCCCCACCACCUCUUUCUUAUAAAUUACCCCUGGGAUUCUUUUCUACCCUUCUCAUUUGACUUCCUCAUCAUUGUUUUUCCAUGCAUCUCCCUCCUUUCCUUCUGUAUUCCGCUUUCGAAUUCCAUGCUCUAUACUCCCUCCCCCCGCUUCCCUUCUCGUAAAUAUCUUUUUUCCUCUUCCUCUCACCUUGUCCUUUCCUCUAGUUUCAUAAUUUCUAACUCUCCACUUCUCUUCCUUUACACACUUUCCCAUAUGUCUUAGCUAACCCUUCCCUUUCCUAUAUUUUUUCUUUUCAUUUCCCUCCUAUUUUCCCCUUCCCUUUUUUAAACAGUUUCCUCUUCCCCUCCACCCUUUAUUCCUCCCCCUUACCCUUACUCUUUCUAUGUCAUAACUCUGAGCCUUCGAGGUACUUUUUUUCCUGCGUCAUUUUCUUUCCAUCCUCUCUUUCCUCUCAUAAAAUUUCUCAUCUUUUUCUUCUUUCGAACAAAAUGCCACACCAACUCUUGUCAGUCUCUCUUAAGUCUCCUCCAUUGGAUUGCAAAAGACCCUGUUUAAAUCUCUCAUGCUUUAUUUUAUAGUCUCAAUUUGAGGAAGAAAAAGAAGCCCUGCUGCGAGGUCUCCGCGAGAAAGACGCGAGAUUUGGUAGCGAGAGGAAGCGACAACUAGAACUGGCAAAACUGAAGCGAGAACAGCGAAGACUCAAACAGGAAGACAACUUCGAUACAGCUGCUGUUCUAUUUGGGUUGGCCAAACAGGAACAGGCCGCCAGAGAGGCAAAGUAAGUUGCUUGCGUUAAGUUAGAGAAGUUUUGAAUAAAGUCGUAAAACCAAAAGCAAAGUGAUCACAUCGGCCAAUCAGAGCAAAGGAGAACGUCAUCAUUAACCAACGAGAACCCAAUGUAAGACCGGCAAUCUGCUUGAAGCGCGGGAAAACGCGAGUGACCAAAUGGGGAUUGGUUUUAGUUUUUGUAUUUGAUUGGUUGAGAUGAUGGCGCCAGGUUUCUGGACCAAUCACAGAGCGAAGUGAAGAAAAAGUUAGAGAAGUUUUUAAUAAGGCGUCAUAAAACCAAAAGCGAAGUGAUCACAUCGGCCAAUCAGAGCAAAGGAGGACGUCAUCAUUAACCAAUGGGAACGCAAAGUAAGACCGGCGAUCUGCUUGAAGCGUGGGAAAACGCGAGUGACCAAAUGGGGAUUGGUUUUAGUUUUUUUAUUUGAUUGGUUGAGAUGAUGGCGCCAGGUUUCUGGACCAAUCACAGAGCGAAGUGAAGAAAAACCAAAGCAAUCCCUACUCUACGUUACCAUGUAUUACCGAUGGCGUAGCUCCAUUUUUUUUUUCUCCCCCUCUUCCUCUUCCCCCCCUCCCCAUCCCCACGGACUUGAUUGAGAAGGGGAUGCGAUGUUUUUUAGACCAAUCGCGGAGCAAAUAAAGUAACAUCGAAGUCGUUCCAGAUAAUUUUUGACGCUUGAUCGAAAAUUUCUAGUUUUGACAAAGUAACCCUGUUUCUGUUGCAGCUUUGAGAAGGAUCGCGCAAGACAGGAGCAACUUGCUCGUGAGCGCAUCGCAGCCAUCAAGGCUCGCCGGGCGGCAAAUAGGGAAAAAUCUGAGGAAGAGGCACAAAAGGAACUGGAGGAGAAACUUCUGAAGGAGCAGGCAGAGGACAGUGAGAUUGACAAGAGGAACGCACUGGAUGUGGAGCAAGGAGGACUGGCACAACUACAGGAGGCCAUUUUGAGUGAGGUGGAGAGAAAACACUCUUCAGAACAAGAGGUAUUUUUCGUGAACGGUUACAUGAAGUAUAAAAGAUCCUUGUUUCCUGCUGUUAGGAGGCGUGCACAAACAGACUCAUCUCGGAAUUGUUUCAAAAAAGCCACCUACAUAUUGCUCCUGGGUUUGAGAGCAAAAGAGCGAACCUCGAUUGAGUGAUGUAAAACCAAAACCGAAGUAAUCACAACCAGCCAAUGAGAACAACGGAAAAUAUCACAAGGAGCCAAUGAGAACUCGAAUAAACAAUCUCGGGUAACAAUCGUCAAAUGUUCGUGAAACGGAUAGUUCCGAUAGACCGCCAAAUGGAUUUUGAUUGGCUCCGAUGUUAUUCCAAUGUCACAUACUUACGCUCGUGAACCCACAUGAUAGCGAAAUUACUAGUGCAUCUGCGCAAUAGUCACAAAAACGAGACAACAUAAGUUUUAGAAGCGUGGGAACACGCAAGAAGAGAAAACGCUUUUCGGUUAGGUGCGUGGCGCGAGUGUUCUGGACCAGUCUUAGGGAGAAGUAAAGAAAAACAAUACAAAUCUCUAAUCUUCUUUGACAGUCCGUUAGAAAUUGCCCUUCGAGAAAUGUGUAGAAAUGACGGUUAAGAAUCUCUUUUCACUCAUCUAGGCACUCACAGACCUCUUGGCCAAAGCUGAUGCAGAUCAAGAUGGUUUAGCCGCAGCCAGGUAUUUAACUGAGACAGAACGACAACAACGAGUGGAUGAACUAGGCAAUCAGAGGAGAGCUUGGAGAUUGGAUGCAGUUCGGAAUGCAAUGCAGGCUGUUCCUGAUGAAUUACAAACAGAGGUAUGGAUUUUUCUUCCUUUUUUUCUCAUCUCUUUGUAUUUCCACUUUCGUUUCCGUUCGUUUUCCUUUCAAGCAUACCGAUUUCUCUCGUUUGAUAUUGGUAUCAUCCCAAGGUUUCCUAACCCCCUUACUAGCAUUUUAGUUUGUCCAUAAGUUUUUCUUUCAUUUUGGUUUAAUUAAAAAUUAUCCAAAAAAAUGGAUACUGUAAAUUAUGAAACGGUUAUUUUCCGCUCGAUUUUUCGCGCGGGCCGUAAAUCCGAGCGGAAAAACUAGGUGUCGUAAAUUACAGUACGGACCGAGAAAACAAGGUUAGUAAGAUCUUUAUUAUAUUUCUCGGUUCAAAUAGAGGGGAAAGCUCUUGAUUCAUGCAGACGCGUUUAAUAUCAGCAAGCCGCGCUGUGAAGUCGCAGGCGCGUUCAAGUGCGCAGGCGCCGGCACGUAUUACCGAGAGCUAUAAUAAUGUAGCUUACAUUUGUCUUACUGUUGUCAAAUUCACAGGAUGAGAAGAAGGCUAACGCAACUCGUAUUGCUGAAAGCCGAGCUAAGCACAUGAACCUCUUAAAAGAGGCAUUGGUUCUCCAUAUAGAGACUAAACGAGCACAGCUCUUAACACAAGGAGUUGACGAAGAGAAACUUCAAGAAGAAAUAUCCGUUCUUAUUAUGGCUGAUUUACAAGAAAAGCAAAUGACCGAGAACAAUGCUGUUGCCAACAUUUUGGGCGCCGACAAGGUUAGUCAAUUUCAAACAGGUAAAACAGGAUCCGAGCAAAAAGGUCGCUAAGGCUUACAUAUUUGGAAGUGGAAUUUCAGGGAUUCUGUAGGUUUUUUAUCUGGGAAGUGUCCUCAGGGCGCUUUUCGACUGAGUGUUGUGACACCAGAGUAGUCACUAGAGCCAAUUAGGACUGUCAGCGGAGAGGAAAAUACCAAUAAGAGCCAAUGAGAAUUUACAGUAAAACCGACUAAACUGCUGGAAAAUGCGGGCGAUCAAGUCGCGAUUAAUUUUAAUUUUGUAUCUGAUUCUAAGCCUAGUUUUUUUUUUGGUAGACAACUGAAAUUUAGAUGUUAAUCCUAUUUCUGGAUUGUGUUGUGUGGAUAUUUGUUUCUUCAUGACGAUGUUUUACAGUUUUGGAUGACGUGCCUUUCAUUCAACAAUUUGCGAAAUUUACUUUUCACAGGACGAGUCCGUCUUGGCGCGAAUCAGAACUGAUCAGCGCAUGGCACGCCGAGAAGGAUGGAUGGACAACUUGGCUGCAACUUUAAUGGGUUCUCGUCCAGUGAGAAAAAGAAGCACAACUCUGGUAAUAAGAUAUCCGUUGAUCAAAGUUGACAUUCUCUUAGUUGUUUCCAUAAAUUUCCCUUAAUUGACCUUUUGAGAAGUGUUAUCUUUAUUCAAAUUAAUUUUUGGAUCUAUUGGUUUUUAAUUAAGCUUCAAAACGACACGAUAAAACAAACUCAUUUCAGGACAUUUGGAAUAGAAAUAAAACGAACAUCACGAACGAAACCGGGACAUAACAAAACGGAAGUUAGGAUUUUCCCCUUGAAGUUUACCUUUGAUAAUUAAAAAGACGUAAUUAACUUAUUGUUCUUCAACAAUUUUUCAUAAUCUCUGUUUGUAGUAAUCCAGAAUUCCUAUAUCUCAAAAGAGGAAAAGAUUAGGGGGGGGGGGCUUAUAUCGGGUGCAAUUUUUUUCGCAGUAGGGGAAAGGAGGGCUCAUGAGUGGGGGGAGGGGAGGGGAGGGGGGGGGUUAGUAAGUGGGUGGGGGAGGGGAGGGCUUAUAAGCGGCAGUUUAGGGUAGUCGAGGUUUACUUAACUUCUAAAGAUAGCAAACACUUAGAGUUAGAGUGUUACUUGUCAGAGUUAUCGUACGUUAUCUAGCAAUCAUGCUUCGAGAAUAACAAAGCGUAUAAGUUAGGCGGUGUUAAUUUGAUCUUAACUAAUAUACAAGGAAGUGUGCAACAGCUGGAAAGGAGUAUUAAUAAUGAAUCUCUAGUGUUUACUGACUUAAUACUCCUCUCACGACAGGCGCCGUCAACUUUGAUGGCGAAUCUGGCCGAAGCAGACGAGGAAGAAGUUCGUUUGGAGGAAGAACAGGAAGCUAAACUGGCAGAGCUGGAGGCUGAGAUGGAGAACGAAAAAGAAGCUCGAAAGUUGGCUGGAGCCACAGAAGAGGAGAUACAGAGAGCAAUGGAGUUAUUACAGAAACAGCAUGACGCCAAGAGAAAGGUAAACUUCUUGUUUUAAAAGAUUUAUCAUUUAUCCAGACUGAAUUGGUUUUUAAAGAGGCCACGCUACUUUUUCUGCUUCUUGGAAUGCAUGGCUAAAAAUUUCAAAUUUCGGCAAUGAUGAUUUAUGUUAAUCGUUUCACGUGAAUUUAUUCACGUCAUCAAAGCUACCAGCCCCUAAGAGUUGGUUUUUUCCAAUGUCUUUUUCGACCUAAACACAUUCCUUCCUCUAUCAACAAAAUUUAGCUCCAGUUCUUAUUAAAAACUGAAAGGCGUUUUGGCAUCGUGUCGUUAAAGGAAAACUGAUCAAAAAAUAGAGAAUUACCACUAAAAACCCAAUGAGGGCGCAAACAGACUUGACAAGGUCACGAUUGGGUUAAGCCUUUAAUUGGCUGAGAGGGAGGUGCAGGUUUUCUCGACCAAUCACGGAGAGAAUUUGAUAAACAAAACCAUUGCCAUCCCUGGUAACGUUUAACGUUCAUUUGCAGAAUCGUUUUGAUAUUUUCUCUGUGUUCCUCAGGCUAUGGCGGCUGAUGUAGAGAGACAGCGUAAUAUGGUGCGGCAAAGGCUGGAGGCCAAACGGAGGAAACGAGAAGAACAACAAUACGAAGAAGACAUGGCGGCUUCUAUUGUGACAAUGGCCGAGAAACAGUUCGCUCUUAUCCGAGAGAAGACAAUGUUGAGAAGAGAAGGACAGAAAGACACGGUGCGUCAUUGCGCAUUUUAGAAAAUGUAGCUUAGGUAGUUAUUUUCAAUCCAUCUCAAUCUUCUCCAUUAUUUGCCGUCCUUAUUCCUCCCUCGUUAAGUACUAACACUUCUAUGUAUUUCUAUUCUAUAGAAAUACAUAGAAGUGCACUCCGCUCCAAUCUUCUCCAUUCUUAACCUUUCCCGUAGCUUCUUAGUUUAUUAAUUCCCCUUGUAUGUUGAACUAUCUUACCAAACUAAUAUUUUAUUGCUAAUAUUAUUGUUAUUAUUAUUUUUUUCAUAUAUCCAUCAUCAGCCAUUCCUGUUUCUUCUUGGUUUAUUGUUGUUUCUGUUGUGUUUUCUAUUUUACUGCGCUCAGAUAUUUGGUAUUUUUCAGUUCGCGUUUAUCAUUAACGUGAAUUGUAAGACAGUCUUAUCCAUCCUUAGCUCUCGCUGCUUCUUUCUCUGUUGAUUAUUAUUUUAUUGUUAUCUUCACCAAACAAAAAUAUUUUAUUCUCCUUCAAAUGAGUGGGAGAUAAGAUAUAAGAUAUUCUUAAGUUGCCCUUUAGUGGAUAAACACCAGCGCCAAUUUCUCACUGAAACGAAACAAAUUGUUAGCACUGAUCCAUGCUAAAAUUCAUCGGCUUGCCUCGUUUCUUGUCACACUCAAGUUUUCCACCAGGGUAAGCGAUGGUUUUUAGACGGAAGAAAGGACAAUUUCAAUCGAAUUUGUUGGCAAGUCUCAUUUGUCCGCCAGUGAAGGGGUCAAAUGAAAGCACAGCCUUUAGAAUUCAUUGUGUUUCAUAGAAUAAAAUGUUGCCGCUCUAAAUCAUUUUAAUUAAAUCACGUCAAUUCUUAUAAGCGUAAAAUUUACCGUCGGAAAUCACUUGUUUUAUUAUUAAAAAAAACAUUGAAAUACAGCUAAAUUUACGCUUCUUUCCGCAACACGUAUGUUACCUGAAAUAUCUAAUUCUGACCUGGACGCUAUUAAUCUGUUCUUAUGACAGCUAAAUGAACGCUUGGCGCGUAGAAGAGCAGAGCGUGAAAAGAAAAAAGCCGAGGAGGAAGAGGCCAGAAAAAAAGAAGAAGAAGAAGCGACCAGAAAGAAGGCUGAGGAAGAAGCAAAGAAGGCGGAAGAACCGAAACAGGCUCCAGCGGACUAUCCAUUACCGGUAAGAAGAGAACUAUGAGUGACCUUAAUGGAAAUUCUCCGCACAAUACCAAUGCGUUUUUUAAGCAGAAAGGUGAUGAGGAGAAAGAAAAAAAAAUCAAAUAGGGUGUACUAUUUGAAUUUACAAUUAAUUCCCAGAGCAAAGAGUACAAGACAUGUAUGGUAGAUAGUGCGGACAAUUGAUGUUUAGGUUAAGUCGAGGGGCUAACGUUUGUCGCAAUCGUUGCGCAUAGAGAAAUCAGAGCCCAUGGGUAUAUUACAGCGGUCAAACGAGGGUAUGCACAAAUGGAUCAAUUCUGGGCAGCCGCGUAUCAAAAUUUUCCGCGCAAAAUUAUCAAGGAAAACAGAAGAAAACGGGUUUAGCGUAAAAUUUUACGGACGACAAAGAAAAAUAAAGAUUUCAUCACACUGAGAUGUUACUGCUUCUUUUUUACGGGUGUUUUUGAUUAGUUAUUCACUAUGUUUUGUUCCAAUUAGGGCGGCUUUGCUAUGAAGCGAGAAAAGACGGUGAUAGACGUAGAAGUUUCCAAAGAGAAGCAACAAGAAAUCCUAUCAUCUCUGUUACGUGAACACACUAAUGUUGGAAUGAAGUUUGAACGAGAGAGAACUCGUCAAGAGGAAAUGGUAUGUUUUAGUUCUAAUCACCCGGACAAUACAAAGGAUUCUUAACGCGCUUUAAAAGCUAUAACGCUAUAAACGUCAGUAGAAAGAGCAAGAAACGCAUUUGCUGUUGUGAUGAAAACUUAAUUUGGAGACGAGAUGACGGAAGUUCUGGCAUUUUCGAGGCCUUAAAAAUCGUCAAAUUUGGUUGUGAGUUGAGGAAAGUCAUCAAGGCGGAGGAAAAGGAUCUCUCUGCAAAACAAAUGAAAGAAAGAUGAGCCGUGAUUGAAAUACCUUUUUCAAAUCAUUUUGAAAUCAGGCUUUUGGUCACAAGUCAAGGUUGAUGUCAAAAAGUGCACAAAGAAUUAUUAAUAGUCGUAGUUCGUAAAAGUUCAAAGUGAUCUCUUUGAUCGAAAGGUUUAAGACUCGUGUUUGUGGUCGGCAAAUUUUACGUUUGACUUCACCAAGUUUCUUUUGUUUUCGUUCAGCUGAAAGCCCGGAAAGAAAGGAAAAAGUCUCGAAUUGAACGAAAACAGGAAGAGGUGGCGACCAUUAUGGGUCUGGGAGAGAGACAGAAGACAUUUGUGGAGCAACAGAAGAAAGUAAGUUUUCUUUCAUUCCUUUGUUUCUUUUUCAUAAAUGCCCUAAUCCAUCUUACCGUCGUCGCAUUUUACCCGAAUUUGUUGAGAGUUUUCGUUGUUAUUGUUCCAUUUACCCAUAUUUGCAACUUCUGUUUACUUACGUUUGCUAUUUCCUUCCAUAGGAAGAGCGCGAACGUCAAAUUACCAUGGUUCGCGAGCGAAUCGCGCGUGUUCGCUAUGAGCGCACGAUGACAAUGCGCGAACCCAAAGAUGAGAAAGCACAAGGUUUUGAGAGUCUGUUAACAGAAGAAGAGAAAGAAGGACUGUCUGAGGAGGAGAAAAUGAAACGGAUCGCCGCAAAAAUGGAGGAGAAAUUCAAGAGUGAACAACGCCGUGUGUCAACAGUUUCAGCGGUAGGUUGCGUUAAGUUAAAGAAAUUGUUUUUUCUUUUUAAAGAAAGGAGGUUUUCUGUCUUCAAGUUUGAGUAAGUUUUGUGUUCAUGUUCCACGAACGUUCUGUAUACCUUAUCCAAAAUGGUGGUAUUUAACAUGGAGACAAAAUGGUACUGUAUUCUGCGCCAUUUUAGAAUAAUAUGCGAGACUGAUAUGAAAACCUCAUUAGACUGAGUAUUGGUCAAGAAGUGAAAUAUUCUGCAUAUGGACAACUUUCUAUAAACACAAACAAAAUGACACGAUAGCUUACUAACAGUCUACUUUGAUUGACAGCUGGCUCCUCCCAGCCAAUCAUUCAGCGCCAGCUCAGCCGAGACUUCUGAGGAGGAGGGUCCUCAUACAGAACGUGCACCACAGCUCCUGGACGAAAAGAGCCGAAAUAAAAAACUGAAGGAGCGUAUGGCCUCACGCAAAAGAGAGCGACGCAGAUCUGUCGCGCCACCCUCCGGAGAAGACGGUGGUGCUACGGGUGGGGCUGACGAGUGAUGGAGCAUGAUGUUAACCCACAGAUCAGCUCCUGAGCUGGCAGGAUUAGUGAAAACUUACUAUUUAUUUCUGGUGUUAUUUAUUGAGUUGGUCUAGUUUUUUUAGUCGCAGUAGAUAGGCUUUGGUCAGUCUUCUAGUUUUUAUGUAAAUAGGAUUAAUGUAGGAAAAUUGUUUCGCUCAGUUUACAUGCUUAUUAUCGUAACUUCCACGGUUAGGUAACGAAGG
Messenger RNA from Pocillopora meandrina, 30025 nucleotides. The record is from the annotation of a GenBank genome assembly. NCBI's taxonomy places the organism in Eukaryota, Metazoa, Cnidaria, Anthozoa, Scleractinia, Pocilloporidae.